Molecule: messenger RNA, 1509 nt
Organism: Eremothecium gossypii ATCC 10895
Lineage: Eukaryota; Fungi; Ascomycota; Saccharomycetes; Saccharomycetales; Saccharomycetaceae
Gene: NOG2
Product: putative GTPase NOG2
Exons: 2
Coding region: 1-1509 (502 amino acids)
Cellular component (GO): nucleolus
Molecular function (GO): GTP binding
Source: RefSeq, marked provisional
AUGGGUACUGCUAAGAAGGAGCAGCAAAGAAGGAUCCGUGAGGGUAACACAAAAGAUGGUAACCUCAGGGUCAAAGGUGAGAACUUCUACCGUGAUGGCAAGCGGGUGAAGUUCUUGAACAUGUAUAAGGGCGGCAAGUCCAUUCGCAAUGCGAAGGGUGACCUGAUCCGCGCUGCGCCGCUCCAAAGCACCGAUGUGCCAACGGCGCGCGUGCAGCCUGACCGGCGUUGGUUUGGUAACACGCGUGUGAUCUCGCAGGACGCGCUCCAGCACUUCCGCGAUGCACUAGGCGACAAGAAGAACGAUUCCUACCAGGUGCUGCUUCGGCGCAACAAGCUGCCGAUGUCGUUGCUGGAGGAGAAAGACACUUCGGAGUCGCCGACUGCGAAAAUAAUUGACACAGAGCCUUACGGCGCCACCUUCGGACCGAAGGCGCAGCGCAAGAAGCCGCGUGUGGCAGCAGCUUCGUUGGAGGAUCUGGCGAAGGCCACUGACAGCGAUUCGCAGAAGUAUGAGGAGAAGAAGGAACUCGAUAGCACCCUCGGUCUCAUGGCAGCGACAGAACAAGAGGAUGGCUGGUCGCAGGUCGCCAAGGAGGCCAUUUUCCACAAGGGCCAGUCGAAACGUAUCUGGAACGAGCUCUACAAGGUUAUCGAUUCGUCUGACGUGGUGAUCCACGUCCUGGACGCCCGUGAUCCGCUUGGUACCAGAUGCAAAUCCGUGGAGGAAUAUAUGAAGAAAGAGACGCCGCACAAGCACCUGAUCUACGUGCUCAACAAGUGUGACCUUGUGCCUACAUGGCUAGCUGCUGCAUGGGUAAAACACCUCUCGAAGGACCGUCCCACGCUGGCAUUCCAUGCCUCCAUUACUAACUCGUUCGGUAAGGGGUCGCUGAUCCAGCUGCUGCGCCAGUUCUCGCAGCUGCACAAGGACCGCCAGCAGAUAUCCGUCGGCUUCAUCGGCUACCCCAACACCGGCAAGUCUUCCAUCAUCAAUACCCUGCGGAAGAAGAAGGUGUGCCAGGUCGCGCCCAUCCCAGGUGAGACCAAGGUCUGGCAGUACAUCACCUUGAUGAAGCGCAUCUUCCUCAUCGACUGCCCCGGCAUCGUCCCCCCCUCCGCCAAAGACACCGAGGAGGACAUUCUCUUCCGCGGUGUUGUGCGCGUCGAGCACGUCUCCCACCCCGAGCAGUACAUCCCGGCCGUUCUGCGCCGCUGCAAGCGCCAUCACCUUGAGCGCACCUACGAGAUUUCCGGCUGGGCGGAUGCCACGGAGUUCAUUGAGAUGCUGGCGCGCAAGCAGGGCCGUCUGCUGAAGGGUGGCGAGCCAGACGAGACGGGUGUUGCCAAGCAGGUGCUAAAUGACUUCAACCGCGGCAAGAUUCCGUGGUUUGUCUCGCCUCCGGACCGUGAUCCGCAGCCGGAAACAUCCAAGCGCCCGGCAGAUUCCGAGCCUGAAACUGCACAGGAAGCCCCAGAACCGCCUGCCAAUAAGCGCCUGCGAGUAUAA